This is a messenger RNA of Topomyia yanbarensis, 3214 nucleotides long. RefSeq names its product protein deltex (gene dx). NCBI's taxonomy places the organism in Eukaryota, Metazoa, Arthropoda, Insecta, Diptera, Culicidae. Gene Ontology annotation, biological process: Notch signaling pathway; protein ubiquitination. The transcript is spliced from 5 exons. The coding region runs from base 734 to 2626 and encodes 630 amino acids. Gene Ontology annotation, molecular function: ubiquitin protein ligase activity; zinc ion binding. The record is from RefSeq and is a predicted model, not a curated record. Gene Ontology annotation, cellular component: nucleoplasm.
GGGUGGCUGCGGUGGUGAUCCUUUCGAUCGAGCAUUAAACAAAACAAGUGAAUGGUAGAAAAACACUCUGUAGUGCGAAGUGAGAAGUGAUGGAAACCAUUCACUGCAGAGCAGGUUUGAAUUUUGCUGUUCUGCAUCAUAAUUGCGGGCACAAGCUGCUGUGUGUGGUGCAUGAGAAAUGAAUCUCGACUCGCCAUCUUGAUUUUUUCGACUCACUUGUGCUGCCACUAGCCACUAGCCAGUGGUUACGGGGAAGUCAAUUAGAAGUAGGCUAAAUGUGAUUGCAAUUUUUGGAGCCAUUUUCCGCAUCAAAUGGGCCUAAAAUAGAUAGAUUUGUGUUCAAUUUGUGAUAGAGAUCGAUUGUUGCGCAAAGUUUGAUGAAGGUGGUAGUGGUUUUCAAUAAGAAAAGUGGACUAACGAUGGCAUUAUCAACAAGUGGGAAGACAGGGUAUUUAUGGAAGACGGGUGGUUAUUAAAUGGUGGAUUUGAGUUUUUAAUUGCUAACAGUGGUAAUCGCGUUCAUAAGUGCUCUCAUUUGGUUGUUUCCUCCGGCUGUUUGAAAGAGAAUAAUAGGUUGAAUGAACCCGAUGAUCUGCCGAAUCAAUCAUUGAGGUGCGCGAUGCCAAAGCUGAUGGAUAGGUUGUCUAUCUGAGAAUAAGGCACACAAAAUCGAGUAAGCAAGUGUUGAAGUAGAUCAGUUUGGAUCAGCAAAAUUGAUUGACAAAUUGAGGGUAUGACGAAUUCUGGCCAUGCAGUGGUGGUAUGGGAGGUUGAGUCUCACGGUGGCAAAUGGCUUCCAUAUAGUCCUGCCGUGUCACAGCAAUUAGAGCGAGCUUAUGGGAAAAAGCUGACGCGUGUCCUGCUGAGCGAUGCCGACCCAACGUUGGAGCAGUACUAUGUUAAUGUGCGUACUAUGACACAGUGCUGUGAGGAUCAAGAGUUCGCGGUGACCAAUGUUCGCAGACACUUUUAUAAACCAAGCUCCCCCGCUGGAAAAGGAACCAAAUGGGAGUGGUGUGGUUCGUCUGGAAAUGACUGGCACAGCUACACGAUGGAAGUUCAGUGCGUGAUCGAGGAAGCUUGGGCCAGAGGUGAUCAAACAAUUGAUCUUACCAAGACUCAUCUCAAUCUACCGUAUACGAUAAAUUUCCUCAAUCUCACUCAAAUCCGACACCAGAAUGGACCACUUCGAAGCAUUCGACGAAUACAGCAAGCGCCUUACCCGUUAGUUAAAGUUCCAAAUCAUCAGGUCAUCACCACAAAUCUCGUCGUUAGUAAUGGUGGACCAAAUCUUCCGCCGAAACCCAAUCAUUUAGUAAUGACGCCAUCAACUUCCUACGCGACUUCUGCAGUACAACAUCAGCCGCAUCCUCUGAUACAGCAGCAACAACAAAAGCCGCCUCCUUCACAGCUACAGGUGAAAUCCAAAUCACAACCAGUAUUGUGUACAACCACUUCGGCUCAGCAGAAACGGUCAACAAAAGCAUUGAAGAUUAGCAAGCAACUGGAUGUGGCACCGGUUACACCAUCUAAUCUCGCUCGUCAGAUCUUGCACAAUUUGAACAUAUUCGGAACGAAACAUCAGCACCAUCAAGCAGGACAAGAAUACCCCACUGGUCACGGUCACACUGGAUCUAUUCAACAGCAGCUUCAGCAGCAACAGUUCCAACAUUGCACCAAUCAGCAAUCGCUGCGUGGUCAGACCAAAAGCCGAACAAUGGCAUUUCAGCGGCAGCGCAGUAAGUCCCGCAGUCGGGGUGAAUCACUGAUCGAGACCGAUUCGUCCAGUAUAAAUUCUGGACGGAGGCCCAGCGUUGACACCGUAUCCACAUAUCUCAGUCACGAAAGCAAAGACAGUAACAGCCGUAGCAGGAGUAACAACUUAGGAUCCGUUUCGGAUUUGCUGAACUGUUCGAUGGGCAGCGACGAUGUGUUUACCUCGUCACAGCCGAACAUUCCUGGAGCGAUUGUUGGUGUUGAUCCUGCUAGCGAUAUGAUAUCCCGUUUCGUACGGGUCGUAGAACCACCGCAGUGGCCCCACGCUCAACCAUGUCCGAUGUGCAUGGAAGAGUUACGCCAUAAUAACCUCAAUCCGACCGUUUCAUUGUCACGGUGCCAACACUUGAUGCAUCUCAACUGUCUGAAUGAGUUGAUUCUGGCCCAGAAAAAGGAAACUCAGAAGACCCUUUACAUCGAGUGCCCGAUCUGUAUGUCGGUCUAUGGAGAGAAAAAUGGCGACCAACCCCCGGGAACAAUGUCGUGGAUCGUAAUCCCAAGAAGUCUACCGGGACACGAAGGUCAAAACACAAUUCAGAUCACGUAUAACAUCGCAUCUGGCAUCCAGGGCAAAGAACAUCCCCACCCAGGAAGAGCUUUCUUCGCUGUUGGAUUUCCACGAACUUGCUACCUUCCGGACGGGCUGUUGGGGCGGAAAAUCCUGCGCUAUCUGAAGAUAGCGUUCGACCGACGGUUGCUGUUUUCGAUCGGCCGCUCGGCUACUACCGGCCGGGAGGAUGUCGUACUGUGGAAUAGUGUUGAACACAAGACGCAGUACUCGAUGUUUCCGGAUCCGCAGUACAUGCAGCGAUGCAUGCAGCAGCUGGUUCAUCUUGGGGUUACUGAUUAAGAGAAGUGGGUUGAAAGGUUGUGUUUGAUUUUUAUUUUAUCGGAAACGUACUGAAGCGAUAAGACUGUGUUUUGUGGGCAGUUACUCAUGUGAAAAUUUUAGAUGAAGUGAUAAACAGAUAAUUCUUCCGUGAAAAAAAAUGUCUUCCUGUGUUAUAUGACAGAAAAAGUAAUUAUUAGCAAGAUUGAUAAUUUCAUGUAAUCUUCACGUUGAUUAGAAACAGUAGUAAAUAAAAUCAAGCCAACGUUUAGGAUUGAGAAGAAUUUGUGCCAAUAAAAUUCAUCGUCGAAUAGGUAUAUAAUUUACACAGAAACUUAAGAAAAUUUGUUUAAUGAAAAAUAUCUCUUAGAGGUUAUGAUCAUUCUAUCUGCAUUGCUUUUGUAGUAAAAAAUGGCUAUAUUUAGUCUAAUGAGAAUAUAAAUAUUUCUUCCAAUAGUCUGUAGGUUUUUUUUAGUAAAGUUCUCGUUCCAUAUGUACAAAGCGCUAAUGCAUAACUAGAAUUCGUCUAGCAAAAUGAUGAAAUAAGAUUUUUAAUUUAGACUUUAUGUUCCUUCAGAGUUUUUAACGUUGCAUGGAAUUUUUUUUCUC